Messenger RNA from Nymphalis io (European peacock), 3791 nucleotides. Its product is annotated as tyrosine-protein kinase transmembrane receptor Ror-like. Gene Ontology annotation, biological process: protein phosphorylation; positive regulation of kinase activity; cell surface receptor protein tyrosine kinase signaling pathway. The record is from RefSeq and is a predicted model, not a curated record. The coding region runs from base 352 to 2100 and encodes 582 amino acids. Gene Ontology annotation, cellular component: signaling receptor complex; axon. The transcript is spliced from 8 exons. NCBI's taxonomy places the organism in Eukaryota, Metazoa, Arthropoda, Insecta, Lepidoptera, Nymphalidae. Gene Ontology annotation, molecular function: neurotrophin receptor activity; ATP binding; transmembrane receptor protein tyrosine kinase activity.
GGGACUACAGCGAGACGCCUCACGCUUCCCGCUCUACGAACUACGCCGCGUACGCACACAUUUUUCAGCGAAAACGCGUGUUAAAAGGAAUUAAUCGGACAUAAUAUGCAUCUGCGAUUUAUUUUCUGGAUUCGUAAAGCUACAAAGUACAGUGAUUGUGAAGUGCUUGCAAGAGUUUUAGAUACAAUUCAUCCUUAUUAUACAUUUGUUGUUUUUGAAUAAGUGAUUACGUUAAACUAUUACUUUUAGAUAAAAACAAGUAUUAGCUAAAGACAACUUGUGAAAAUCAUAUGACUUGUUAAUUAUAUCGAAGUGUUGCAAUGUGUUUUUAAAGUAAUCACAAGUGUAAAAAUGAAGAAAAAAAAUCAAGUUCAAUCUACGGAACGACCGAAUAGGAAGCGAAGGUUGUCACGUGAGAAAACAACAAAACUAGCUAGGGUCGCAAGAGAAGAAGCACGACCUAAGCAGGCGGCCCAAAAUAACACAAUAACAUUUAUCUAUGGUGGAUGCGAAACAUUAUCUUGUGGUGAAGAAGCUGCAUGCAUUCAACACAACAAUACUGUGCAUUACUGUGUAUGCACAUCCAAUGCUGAACCCGCCAAAGAAGGUGUUAAAUGUCCACGAAGUACAGUGCCCCUGACUCAGCGUCAAGCUAUCCACAAUGUAAUCCCACCGCGGCCGUCAAACGCCACCGACCUCAGAUACCCACCGUCAUCGCCAACCGCUCAAGCACCGAAUUCACUGGUAAGUAGUGAUAUAAUAGCAGAAGCAACGGCAAGUAGCGAUGCAGCCAUUUUAGGAUCAGGAACCUACUCCAGUGCGAGUGCCCCAGUGCUGUUGAGCAUGGCAGCAGGAUGUGGAUUACUAUUGCUUAUAGUUUCUAUAGUUAUAUUCUACCUCAGAAGACGGAUAUGUAAAAUCGAUAGAAAAGACAAACCGCGUAUUCGGCCAGGAGAACCACUACUUGCUGAACGGUAUAUAACGAACCCGCAGUACGGCGUGUGCGGUGCAGGGAAUGUUUCGGCCCCGGUUACUGUGCCAGGAUCUCCUGCUCCACCACCAUCAAAUAAAGGAAACGAGCCGCAAGUUACACUCUUAGAAAGAAGUGCUUUAACGUUCCUGGAAGAAGUCGGGGAAGGAUGCUUCGGGAAAGUUUAUAAAGGGGUUCUCAGAAGUAGCACUGCUGAAGAGCAGGUUGCUAUAAAGGUCCUAAAAGACAGCGCUGGACGCAGCGCAGAAGAAGAUUUUGUAAGAGAAGUUUCCAUAAUGUCAGCAUUCCGUCAUCCUAAUAUAUUAACACUAAUAGGCGUAGUAUACAGAGAUGAUACAAAUGUUAGUCCAUGGAUGGUUUUUGAGUACAUGGAGUGGGGUGAUUUAGCGGGAGUAUUACGCGGUUCUCGGGGAGGGAGACGACCAGGUUUAGUUCUCGAUGAAUCGGCUUUACUGCACGUAGCUCUGCAAGUGGCGCGUGGAAUGCAAUAUCUGGCAUCCAGAAGGUUUGUGCACAGGGAUCUGGCUGCAAGGAAUUGUCUAGUAGGUACUAAUUUAGCUGUUAAAAUAGCAGAUUUCGGGAUGUCUCGAGAUGUUUACACAUGUGAUUACUAUAAAAUGGGUCGUGAGCGACCCAUGCCUGUGCGAUGGAUGUCACCAGAAAGUAUUGUUUAUGCUAGAUUUACUCAUGAAUCCGAUGUUUGGUCUUACGGUGUAGUUCUUUGGGAAAUUUACAGUCGAGGAAAACAACCGUUUUACGGUUGUAACAACUAUGAUGCUUCAAAGAAAAUUUUACGGGGAAUACUUCUUGUGCCACCAGAUGACUGCCCACGAUUCGCAUGUGAACUAAUGAGAGCAUGCUGGACAAUAGAUCCCAGGGAUAGAAUAAUGUUCGAUGAAAUAUGUAUAAAAUUAGAAGCAGCUCAAGCAACUGGUCCCGAUUCUAGCCCUCAAAUGCGACUACCUCGGCCACCGGUGGGACCUUUAGAAUCAGAAGGUUACUUAGUUCCUAAUCCACCACCCCCCACUGUAGAUUACUUAAAACCUCUACCAGACCUUGACCCAGACUCCGACUUCAGUGAAGAUGAAGACGUAGAAGAAUAUACUUGACGUCCGGACCCCGCGCCCAGCUCGCAAUAUGUUCCCCGCUCUUCACCCUUGGCUUCUGCAAGGUGGACUACCUUCACAUUCCUAUCACGAAUAGAUAAUGAAUAUUUUGAGUGCUAAAUAAACACUCGCUAUAGUGGAUAACCAAUCUAAAACUAUUUAGAUGGAAUGUAAUGUCUGAAUUAUUAAUGUAAAAAUAAUACUCAAAUAUAUUAUGACGUGUGAAUCGUGUGAUAUUAUAUGUGUUUUAAAAUAUGAGUGCGUGUGUAUUUGUGUGAAUAAUUAAAUAACCUUAAAAUAUUAUAGAACAUCAUUUCGAAUAUUGUGCCAUAUAAUUAUUAUAUACCAAAAAUAUAUGUGAUGGUCUUUAAUGGAUUUAUUACAAUUCUAUAUUUUAUUCAAAUGUAACUAAUACGUGUAGCUAUAAGCUUAUAUGUAUCUUGUACAGUACCAGUCACGUAUAAAAUAAAUGUAUUCAUUUACAAAAAUAUGAUGAUCAUUGUUAGUAAAAUGUAUUUAAAUAUUGUACUGUAGAUGUGUUUUGUAUAAUGUGUAAAAUAUUAUUUUUAUUCAAUUACAAAAAUUAAAUUAGAUUUAUGUAUAUUAAUUUUGACGAUAACAGUACGCCAGUUUUCGUCUGUUUUGAUAAAUGUACAGUUUAAUAAUAAUUGUUAAUACAUAUUUAUUAAGGUAUUAUUUAUUUAUAUACUGAAAAUAAUGUGAAUAUACUAACUUUAACUUAAAUGCCAAAUUAUCAUUUAAUAAGAAAACCCUACUGAUAAUGAUAUACAGAACAACAAAGCUAGCUACAACAGCGCUAAAAACUAUAAAUACUUAUAUAGGUAAUACGUAUAUUUAAGAGUAUACAGAUGCGACGAAGUAUUUUUUUAAGGAUUAUUAUUACAAUAUCAAUUAUUGUUAUUGUACUUGUAAUUAAAAAUGCAUCUCUCCUACCAAUUAACUUGUCAAACAUGUCAUAACCGUCUUUGCAAAAUUCGCGUGAUCUAAGUUGGCCGGACAGAAAUCAGUCACGAGUGGUAUAUCGCUAAGCGGUUUGGAAUUAAGAGUUUUUUACUUAUUUCGAUAGACUUUCCGUGUUAACGUACGAUUUUUUAAUUACGAAUAUUGUCAGAAGACGGCAUCGUUUUCAUUCCAUACAAAUCGCAAUUAUCGUCAACGCUAUCGUAUAAGUAUAAAAACUGUCACACAGGCACGCAGAUAUAAAAUUUUAGGAACAAAAUCUAAGAUAAUAGUUAUAGUUUAAUAUUUAUCGUAUUUUGAGACGAAAGUCUCGAAGAGUCUUAAAUUCAGCCGACCAACUUUGUCUCGCUUAUUGUACUGUCUAACUCAAAAAUAGUAAAUUAUAGCUUAAUAUUUAACAUGUAAAUACAUAGACAUAUUUAUAUUAAUAAAUAAUUUCUUUUUUUUACAUAGAUUCAGUUCUACAUAUUGUGUAGUCAUAACUUUUAAUAAAAUAUACUAAAGAGUAUUCUGAUUAGAUUAAUUGUAAAUUUUAUAGAAACAAAAAGUACCUAUUUUUUUAAAGAGUACCUAUUUUAAAAAGUAUACCAUUAAAUAUUAAUACUCGAUUUUAAUUAAAUGGGUAAACAAUAUAUAUAUUUAAUUCUAUAGCAAUUUAAUAAGUCAUAAAAUAUUUAAAAAGUUGAAAUAAUAUUUUAAAAAAUAUGUAUAAA